GCAGCCUCGGCUCCCGAUUCCGUGCAGACGCCCAGCAGCCGGCGCACACCGCCCAGCAACCCAGCGCCUCCAGCUCCAAGUCCUGCGGUCCUGAGAAAACUCACUCGGCCCUCCGACCCCCGCCGGGUCUGUGGCACUCAGCGCCCACCCAGCUCGCAGCUAGCAGCCACCCUUGGCUCCGCCGCGGCUCCUGGAGAGCCGGUCGCUCACCUAGCUUGGCCCUGAGGACCGAGGUGGGGGGGUGCGGCUUCAUGCGGCCCCCACACCCUUCACCCCACCGCCGCCGCCCCCGAGCUCUGUGUACAGAGUCCCAGCCCCAGCAGGGCGCACAACUUUGGAAGUCCCGUGGGGUUCCUAGAGGAGGCAGAGUCCGCGCCUUCGCCGGAGGUCCGGCCCAGCCCGCGCCACCCCGCCUGGAGGGUAGCGACGGAGUUGGAAAUCUCUUCGAGGGUGUAAGAAGACAGACCUAGGACUCGGAGCCCACACCAACACUCCUCGGCUGCCUCUUAGGAAUAAAAUCUCUAACCACCAGCUGGCCCUACUCGAUCCUGCCGCUUAGAAAUAGAACUUGGCUGUGUUUGAGGAGCUGGGAGAGAGAAAGCACCCACCCGGAGCGUCGGAAGGACGAACUGGUGCCAGUUCGCGGGCUCCAGUCCAUGGACCACUAGCGGUCCCCAGCUUGGGCCCGGGUUCACUGUGGCCCUCUUCCUUAUGUGAGGCGCGGCGGGACGAACCGCGCACCGGAGGAAGAGGAGGACCCACGGACGCGGGGCCGGAAGGCAGCUGGCAGCAGGCCCACGAGAACCGGUACCCGCGUUCAUGUUCCGCCAGGAGCAGCCGCUGGCCGAGGGCAGCUUUGCGCCCAUGGGCUCCCUGCAGCCGGAUGCCGGCAACAGCAGCUGGAACGGGACCGAAGCGCCCGGAGGCGGCACCCGAGCCACCCCUUACUCUCUGCAGGUGACACUGACGCUGGUUUGCCUGGCUGGCCUGCUCAUGUUGUUCACAGUGUUUGGCAACGUGCUGGUUAUUAUCGCGGUGUUCACCAGUCGCGCGCUCAAAGCUCCCCAAAACCUCUUCCUGGUGUCCCUGGCCUCAGCGGACAUCCUGGUGGCCACGCUGGUCAUUCCCUUUUCUUUGGCCAACGAGGUUAUGGGUUACUGGUACUUUGGUAAGGUGUGGUGCGAGAUCUACUUGGCUCUCGACGUGCUCUUUUGCACGUCGUCCAUAGUGCACCUGUGCGCCAUCAGCCUUGACCGCUACUGGUCCAUCACGCAGGCCAUCGAGUACAACCUGAAGCGCACGCCGCGCCGCAUCAAGGCCAUCAUCGUCACGGUGUGGGUCAUCUCGGCUGUCAUCUCCUUCCCGCCACUCAUCUCCAUAGAGAAGAAGGGAGCUGGCGGCGGGCAGCAGCCGGCCGAGCCGAGCUGCAAGAUCAACGACCAGAAGUGGUAUGUCAUCUCCUCCUCCAUCGGUUCCUUCUUCGCGCCUUGCCUCAUCAUGAUCCUGGUCUACGUGCGUAUUUACCAGAUCGCCAAGCGCCGCACCCGCGUGCCUCCCAGUCGCCGGGGUCCGGACGCCUGUUCCGCGCCGCCGGGGGGCGCCGAUCGCAGGCCCAACGGGCUGGGCCCGGAGCGCGGCGCGGGUCCCACGGGCGCCGAGGCGGAGCCGCUGCCCACCCAGCUUAACGGUGCCCCGGGGGAACCCGCGCCCAUCGGGCCGCGCGAUGGGGAUGCGCUGGACCUAGAGGAAAGUUCGUCGUCUGAGCACGCCGAGCGGCCCCCGGGGCCCCGCAGACCCGAGCGCGGCCCCCGAGCCAAGGGCAAGACCCGGGCGACCCAGGUGAAGCCGGGGGACAGUCUGCCGCGGCGCGGGCCCGGGGCCGCAGGGCCGGGGGCUUCGGGGUCCGGGCAAGGAGAGGAGCGCGGCGGGGGCGCCAAAGCGUCGCGCUGGCGCGGGAGGCAAAACCGGGAGAAACGCUUCACGUUCGUGCUGGCGGUGGUGAUCGGCGUGUUCGUGGUGUGUUGGUUUCCGUUCUUUUUCACCUACACGCUCAUAGCGGUCGGCUGCCCGGUGCCCAGCCAGCUCUUCAACUUCUUCUUCUGGUUCGGCUACUGCAACAGCUCCCUGAACCCUGUUAUCUACACCAUAUUCAACCACGACUUCCGACGCGCCUUCAAGAAGAUCCUCUGCCGUGGGGACAGAAAACGCAUCGUGUGAGCGCAUGGGCCGUGCCCUGCGUGCAGAACACUGGUCAGAUGCAGGUCCUGGGCUUCGAGGGGGCGCGUCUACGCAUGCUGCCCCUUGCACUCUGAAACCCCGGACCUACCCAGCUUGGAAGGAGCUCCGUGGCCUUUGAGACCUUUUGUUACUAUGUGUAAAAUUCUGGCUGAGAGGGACACAUGAGCCCUUUUACUGGUUGUUCCCAACCCACAGCCAGUUUCCUGGUGGGCUAUCCCUGAUCAGUAUUGUUUCCUGAUGAUAUUGUCAUCUUCUCCCCAAGUCUGACUCUUCAGAGCAAGCACAGUUCUAGAGAGGGCAUGGCUGCCAAAGGGUUAAUGAGCCAAGGUUUCCUCAGCUCUGGCUAAUUAUCUCCCCCACACCCCCUUCCUUAAAAAAGAAAGAUCAUUCAGGGCAGUCCUGCCUGCCCUACCUCCCCCCCCCCCACUGUAAAUAUACAUUAUUUUUGAUAGCAUACUUUGGGUUCUUCAGUGUUGGCCUUGAUGCAUAUUGGAAUCAUGGCUGUGGAGAUGCCCUCCAGUCAGACAGUGGGCUAUCUGGUCCAGACCAAGCUCUUUUGCAAUGCAAGCCCCUUUCUAGUGUUAUUACAUCGCUCUCAGUGCUUUCCAGCAGUAACUGGUGACUGUCCCCUGGACAUGGACCUGCUUUGACAUUUCCUGACAAGGAAGGGAUUUCUGUUCAUUUUCCCCUGUGCCUAACUGCAUAAUUGCCUUUUCCUAUGUAAAUAUUACAGCGAUGGACCGAGACAGGAGGAAAUGAACCUUCUGCCUUGCAUCAGCCCUGUGUAUAAAGCCAUUAUCCGCUGAGGCACCGCUUGCCCCAGUAACUCACUUUAGAACUGACUUUGCGGUUCUCCCCCCCUCUGGGGCUUGAAGAAGAGUGUGUAUGUUUCUAUCUUGUCUGUGUGCCGCCCCUCCCCCAGAAAGUGCUGACUAAGGGGAAUCUUUUAGCUGCUGUUUUUAGACACCCAGGAGGGGAAAUUAUGUGGAAGAAACCAACCCGAUACAAUUUGCCAAGGUAAACAGUGUGAGGAGGCAAAUGGGCUGCCACACUGUAUGGAGCCAGCCCCAAGAGCUCUUGGGUAUCAAAGUGUUACCUCCCCUUGCUUUCCUGGCUGAGAUCAUGUGACUAAUGAAUUGCCAAAGUCAGGGAGUAGGCGGAGACUUCGUGUUUACAACCUGGUUUCUACUUAUUUUAGGCAGACUGUGGAAGACCUGUGAUCUGAUUUCACGAGAGAAAAACUAAAUGUCAGCACUUGUUGCUCCUGAUGGUGGAUUUUUUUUUUUUAAUAAAAGUUUACAGAUCAAAUGUGAAAUAAA
Mus pahari (shrew mouse) is the source of this 3557-nucleotide messenger RNA. It is a transcript of the gene Adra2a, whose product is annotated as adrenoceptor alpha 2A. The record is from RefSeq and is a predicted model, not a curated record. Gene Ontology annotation, biological process: regulation of smooth muscle contraction; regulation of vasoconstriction; platelet activation. Gene Ontology annotation, cellular component: membrane. The transcript has 2 exons. Gene Ontology annotation, molecular function: alpha2-adrenergic receptor activity. The coding region runs from base 820 to 2217 and encodes 465 amino acids. NCBI's taxonomy places the organism in Eukaryota, Metazoa, Chordata, Mammalia, Rodentia, Muridae.